GUGCCUUUAAUAGCUUUAUUAUUUUUGUGAAAAUAAUAAAGCUAUUAAAAGGCACUUUUUAGUCCCACCUGGGCUCCUCUUUGGCAAAAAAAAAAAGUUUUUGCCAGGUAACAGGCAGUUAAGAGCUGGGUGUGUGCACAAAACUUUUUGAAACAUUUGCAGGAAGAGGAGAGCCUCAUUCCACUCCUUCUUCGUUUUCCCACCUGCAGGCGAUCUUUUCUGGGGCAGCCAGCAAGAGUUUGGUUUGGUUUGGGGGAGGGGAUUUCCUUCCACAGGGGAGACUCUCAGCUGCCUCUGGGCUUGUCCUGAGGUCAAAGAUUUCAGAGGGCGGAGAGGGGCCAGGGGAGCCAUCCCUGAAAGCGGGAGGGGGGUUGCUCUUGUGAACACCUGGAACGUUCCAGCAAGUGCCCCCCCCGGGGACAGACGUGGGGGGGAUCUGACGAGUGACGUCUCCGCAAGGAUGGUCUGGCUAGCUCGGGGGCGCAAGAACUCCUUCGCUCCGCGGUGAGGGGAGGGGAGCGGGAGGUGGGUCGUUUCUCUUGCGCUCUGCAGUUGGGCUUCCUCUGCGCGGAGCCGGAGAAGAAGCUGCACUCGCGGGGGACCUGAAGCCAGAGCAGCCCGGGCGGCGCCGGGAGAUUUUCGGCGGGUGAGACUGGAGACCCGGCGCUAAGGUGAGCAGGGCGCGUCCGGCAGGGGUGGAAGGGGCUGGGAGGGGGUCGGGAGGAGGAGGGGCGUGGCUCCGCCCCCCCCCCCGGCUCCCGCUGGACACGUCCAGGGAAGGCGGCUCCAGGAAGGGCCGUUUGGCUGCUGCUUCUGAUUCUCAGGCCUUGACCUCUCCCUCCACUCUCCGGGACUCGAGCGCCCAUAAUCCCCAGCCAGGACAGCUAAAGGAGUCCAAAGAGACCCAGGCGGUUUCCUUCCAGAGCCCGACUGGGGGAAGCGCUGAGUUGAGCUGGGCUCCCCGGUGCCUCUGUAGCCUUUCGAGGUCAGAAGAAGAGAGAUUAAACGGGGGCAUUCAGCAAGGCGCAGCUUUGGGUCCUUGUGAGGCCACCUAUCCGGACCAGCCUCGGAGGCCAGUGCCGGACUUUGGGGAGGUGGGAUUCGCCUCCUUGCGGUGCCUUUCCCGGCGAGAACUGUUCGUUGCAGUCGGGGGCAGAGAUUGAAGAGCUACCGCCGCCGCCGCCACUCAAACGGGCAACGUGGAUUAAGAGAGCUUCCCCCGUGCGCCCCCCCCCCCCACCUCAUAGUCCCGGAGCUGAAGGUGCCAGCCAUGGGCUAGACCACCCGGCCGUGCACGAUGGCUGACCCAAAGAACACCCCCCAGGCUGGCCCCAGUGAGGCCACUGAGGCCCCGGCCGAGGAGUCCUCCCCGCAGGGCGAUGCCUUCCCGCUCUCCUCCCUGGCCAACCUGUUUGAGGGCGAGGAGGGCUCUGGGCCUGGCGAGCCCCCCCGCAGCCCCCCCGGCUCAGGGGACGGCAAGCAGAACCUGCGGAUGAAGUUCCACGGUGCCUUCCGGAAGGGGGUCCCCAACCCCAUGGAGCUGCUGGAGUCCACCAUCUACGAGUCCUCGGUGGUGCCGGGGCCCAAGAAAGCCCCCAUGGACUCCCUCUUCGACUACGGCACCUACCGCCACCUCCCCAGUGACAACAAGCGCAGGCGGAAGAGGGUCCUGGAGAAGAAGCGCCCCAGCACCAAGGGGCCCGCCCCCAACCCCCCACCCAUACUCAAGAUCUUCAACCGGCCCAUCCUCUUCGACAUCGUCUCCCGGGGGUCCCUGGAUGGGCUGGACGGCCUCCUGCCUUUUCUGCUCGGCCACAAGAAGCGACUGACCGACGAGGAGUUCCGAGAGCUCUCCACCGGCAAGACGUGUCUCCCCAAGGCCCUGUUGAACCUCAGUGGUGGCCGGAACGAUACCAUCCCUCUCCUGCUGGACAUUGCCGAGAAAACGGGCAACAUGCGGGAAUUCAUCAACGCUCCUUUCCGAGACGUCUACUACCGAGGCCAGACUGCCCUGCACAUUGCGAUUGAGCGACGGUGCAAGCACUACGUGGAGCUGCUGGUGGAGAAGGGGGCCGACGUGCAUGCCCAGGCACGGGGCCGUUUCUUCCAGCCCAAAGACGAGGGUGGCUACUUCUACUUUGGGGAGCUGCCUCUCUCUCUGGCCGCCUGCACCAACCAGCCCCACAUCGUCCAGUACCUGACGGAGAACGCCCACAAGCAGGCUGACCUCCGGCGGCAGGACUCGCGGGGCAACACGGUGCUCCACGCCUUGGUGGCCAUUGCAGACAACACUCGCGAGAACACCAAGUUCGUCACCAAGAUGUAUGACCUGCUGCUCAUCAAAUGCGCCAAGUUGUUCCCGGACACCAACCUGGAAGCCCUGCUGAACAAUGAUGGCCUCUCGCCCCUCAUGAUGGCGGCUAAGACUGGAAAGAUAGGGGUGAGACAGCCCACCACCCGCCCGGAGGGAAAGGAUGAGGAGGCGCGGCACCUCUCCCGCAAGUUCAGAGACUGGGCCUACGGGCCCGUCUACUCCUCCCUCUACGAUCUGUCCUCCUUGGACACCUGUGGAGAGGAGGUGUCCGUGUUGGAGAUCUUGGUCUACAAUAGCAAGAUUGAGAACCGCCAUGAGAUGCUGGCCGUGGAGCCCAUCAACGAGCUGCUGCGAGACAAGUGGCGCAAAUUUGGGGCUGUCUCCUUCUACAUCAGCGUCGUCUCCUACCUCUGCGCCAUGGUUAUCUUCACCUUGGUGGCCUACUACCGCCCCCUGGAGGGCACACCCCCGUACCCAUAUACAACCACCCCGGACUACCUUCGCCUGGCUGGAGAAAUCGUCACCCUCUUCACAGGAGUCCUCUUUUUCUUCACCAAUAUCAAGGAUCUGUUCAUGAAGAAAUGCCCAGGGGUCAAUUCCUUCUUCAUCGAUGGCUCCUUUCAGUUACUCUACUUCAUCUAUUCCGUCCUGGUCCUGGUUGCAGCUGCUCUCUACCUGGCUGGCAUCGAGGCCUACCUGGCGGUCAUGGUCUUCGCACUGGUGCUGGGCUGGAUGAAUGCCCUCUACUUCACCCGCGGCCUCAAGCUGACAGGCACUUACAGCAUCAUGAUCCAGAAGAUCCUGUUCAAGGACCUUUUCCGCUUCCUCCUGGUUUACGUCCUCUUCAUGAUCGGCUAUGCAUCCGCGCUGGUCUCCCUGCUGAACCCCUGCCCCAGUGCCGAGUCCUGCCGCGGGGACCGCUCCAACUGCACGGCGCCCGCCUACCCCUCCUGCCGGGACAGCAAGACCUUCAGCACCUUCCUGCUGGACCUCUUCAAGCUGACCAUCGGCAUGGGGGACCUGGAGAUGAUCGAGAACGCCAAGUACCCGGGGGUCUUUGUCAUCCUCCUGGUCACCUACAUCAUCCUCACUUUCGUCCUCCUGCUCAACAUGCUGAUUGCCCUCAUGGGGGAGACGGUGGGGCAGGUCUCCAAGGAAAGCAAGAAGAUCUGGAAGCUGCAGUGGGCCACCACCAUCCUGGACAUCGAGCGCUCCUUCCCCGUGUUUGUCCGGAGGGCCUUCCGCUCGGGAGAGAUGGUCACCGUGGGGAAGUCUCUGGAUGGGGCGCCUGACCGGAGGUGGUGCUUCAGAGUGGACGAGGUGAACUGGUCUCACUGGAAUCAGAACCUGGGUAUCAUCAGUGAGGACCCUGGCAAGAACGACACCUACCAGUAUUACGGCUUCUCCCACACUGUGGGGCGUCUGCGCAGAGAUCGCUGGUCAACGGUGGUGCCUCGUGUGGUGGAGCUGAACAAGACUUCUCAGCCGGACGAGGUGGUGGUGCCCCUGGACAGCAUGUGCUCGGCGGGAGCAAAAGCGCACAAGCCCAGCUACCCUCACAGCUGGAGGAAGGAAGACGCUCAGAUCUAAGGGCCAAGCAACCUCCGUACUCCGGGACAGCCUUUGUGGCCUCACGGGACCCCCUCGAACGGGGAACUUGAUGGAGCCCCCUACUGUGUCCCACAGCUGGAAAGCUCAGCCAGCCUUCCACGAACCUGACUUUGAACGGGACAAGAGAGGUCCCGCCUCUCGCAUUUUAAACAAAACGUGGCUUUUAAAAACAGUCCUAUAAAGAGAAACUGGAAACCUGGUUUUAGGUUGCCACACUGCAUCCCAAGGGCAACACUGGCCAGAAGUUGAGCUAGCUCAGGAUCUGAGAAUUUUGUCCUUACCGGAGGCUCCAAAUGCUGAGCUUGAAUGCCGGAGGAUCCCACAAGGGCCUUUCCAGAGUGGCUCCUUUGAAGGGGCCACGUGCCCCGUUUUGUGUGAAUUUCCUACAGGCCGAAAACACGCAGGCAGGCUCGCCUGGGGAUUGUGAGUCUCCUCUGAUAGUAUUAUUUUGCACAAGGUUUUAUUGAAUUAUUUAUUUAGUAAUAAAAUCCAAAGCAUCUC
Molecule: messenger RNA, 4426 nt
Organism: Pantherophis guttatus
Lineage: Eukaryota; Metazoa; Chordata; Lepidosauria; Squamata; Colubridae
Source: RefSeq, a predicted model, not a curated record